Messenger RNA from Gilbertella persicaria, 739 nucleotides. RefSeq lists its product as uncharacterized. Lineage: Eukaryota; Fungi; Mucoromycota; Mucoromycetes; Mucorales; Choanephoraceae. The record is from RefSeq and is a predicted model, not a curated record. The coding region runs from base 117 to 566 and encodes 149 amino acids. The transcript has a single exon.
UGCAGGGUUCAGAAAAAAAGAGAGAGAGAAACUCCGUUUGUAGUGUUUAUUUUUUUUUGACAUGUAACGCGAUAUCGUUUUCUCUCUUUUUUUUUAUUUUUCUAUUGUUCAUCACCAUGUCGAAUAAACAAGGAUCUGCUCGAGAUUAUGUUCAAUCUUAUGUUCAGGAAUCUUCUCUAAAGGAUGACUAUUUAAAAACCGAGCAACCCCGUUACGAUCCCAGUAAACCUAUCCCAACAGCACCCCAUCAUGAGCCACAAGAACAACAACAACAACAACAACAACAAGACAGCACAAGCUUUAAUAUCCAUUUACCUACACAGAACCCCAUGCCUUCUGGUGAAUAUGAUUCAGAUAGCGUACAAGAAAGACCUCAAUUGACUUUGACACCGAGUGAUUUUAAAGAACAACGUAAAGAUAUUCAUGAGACAGCACUUACUGUCUGUGUAGAUUUGCAUGAGAACCUCUUGAGUUGUUUUCAACAUGGUAGUUGGUGGGAUAAAGCUAAAAUGUGUGAAGAACAAAAACAAAAGUUCUGGCAUUGUUAUAACAAUCAAAAGGUAUAAAUGACAUAAAUGAAAAAAAGAAAGAAAGAGUGACUUAGUAUGCAUAUCAUAGCGUUUCUUGAAAGAUGUCAAUUACAAGAGUCCUCUUAACACAAAAGAACAAGAUGAUCAUAUUUUAGUAGCAGCCUAUCAACUGCGUAAUAAGAUGGAUAAAGAAUAAAUUUGAGCCUUAU